Messenger RNA from Oryza sativa Japonica Group (Japanese rice), 1652 nucleotides. RefSeq names its product mitochondrial inner membrane protein OXA1-like. Gene Ontology annotation, cellular component: mitochondrial inner membrane. Gene Ontology annotation, biological process: protein insertion into mitochondrial inner membrane from matrix. Lineage: Eukaryota; Viridiplantae; Streptophyta; Magnoliopsida; Poales; Poaceae. Gene Ontology annotation, molecular function: membrane insertase activity. The record is from RefSeq and is a predicted model, not a curated record.
UGCAGCAUACUGGGAGGAAUAUUCGCCUUGGUGUUAAGCCUCUCUUCUCCCUCUCGAGAGAUCUCCCCGCGAUUUCGCCGCCUGCCACCGCCGCCGCCGCCGCCAUGGCUUUCUCCGCGCGGAGGAGCCUCGCUUCCGGCCUCUCCCGCCACCUCUCCCGCCGUCUCCACCCCUCCGUCUCCCACCUCCUCCCCUCCCACCACGAUGACCACUCCGAGAACCCCUCGCCCCCCGCCCAACCUCCGCCUCUCCCCUCCGCGCUUCGCUCGCCGUCGAGAUCUCAGGCGCUCGGCCUCCCCCUCCCCUUCGGCCUCCUCCACGCGUCCCGCCGCAGCCUCUCCACCUCGCCCCGCUCCAACGACGAGCUCGAUGCCUCCGCGGAGGUCCUCUCUGACGCCGCAUCUUCGGUCUCCGUCCCGGCGGACGUCCUCGCGGACGCCGCGGCGUCUGUACCCGUCUCCGCCCCGGCGCCGUUCCCCGGGGAGGUGGCCGCGGCGGCCGCCGACUCGUUUGCACCGGUCGCCGCCCUGCAGCACCUCAUCGACGGCGUCCAUUCCUUGACGGGGCUGAACUGGUGGGCUUGUAUUGCGCUCACGUCACUGUUGAUCCGGACGCUAACUGUCCCACUGCUGCUGAACCAGAUGAAGGCUACGGUGAAGCUAAAUGCAAUGCGGCCAGAAAUUGAAGCCAUUAAUUUGGAGAUGCGAACUUCAACUGAUCCUCAGUCAAUGCUAGAGGGGAAAAGGAAAUUGGGCGAGCUAUUUCUAAGGCAUGGCGUAACUCCACUGACACCAUUGAAGGGUCUAUUCAUCCAAGCACCUAUAUUCAUGAGCUUUUUCUUUGCCAUAUCAAACAUGGUUGAGAAAGUUCCUUCUUUCAAAGGAGGCGGGAUAUAUUGGUUUACUGAUUUGACAACUCCUGAUGAGCUUUUAAUUCUCCCAAUGUUGACAUCGCUUACUUUCUUGGUUACGGUAGAGUUAAAUAUGCAAGAUGGCAUGGAAGGAAAUCCUAUGUUGAAGACGAUGAAGAAUUUCUCUAGAGUAAUGGCUGUUUUGACUAUUCCAUUUACGAUGAGCUUUCCCAAGGCAAUUUUCUUUUACUGGGUCACAUCGAACUUGUUCUCUCUUGGGUAUGGUUUUGUUCUUCGGAAGCCAGCUGUGAGGAGUUUCUUAGAUCUUCCUCCCAUCGAAACUCAGUUUGCUCCGGCUCAACAGCCGACCUUCAACCUUUUUGGUGCAUCCAAGUCAGUACCUGCAGCAGGUUCUUCUAUUGCAGAAUCAGAUCGAUCAAGUUCUGUUCUAAGCCAGCGGUUCAGCGAUCUUGAAAACAGAGCUAAAUCAAGACGUGAAUCCCAAGAUUAAUGGCUAACAGUUUUUUUUGUUUUGAUUUUUUUGGCCACGAAUGCUGAAUGCAUUUGUACCUUGUGUCUGGAGCAAAGUAUAUUCAUCGCAUACUGGUUUUGUAUCGGUAUUUGAGUUAGAGGUGGGUAUCAUUUUUGAGUCUAUGAUACCACUGCCACCCGGAGUGAAUAAACCAGAGUAACCAUGGUAUGUAAGACCGAUUUAUCUACUCUUCUAUUGGAAGGCAAUGGUGGACUAAUUCUGUUGUAUAUUUUACUUGAUGUGCUUACAAGUUACAAUGCAGUCUCUCUA